Messenger RNA from Aureobasidium subglaciale EXF-2481, 1167 nucleotides. RefSeq lists its product as uncharacterized. The record is from RefSeq and is a predicted model, not a curated record. The coding region runs from base 1 to 1167 and encodes 388 amino acids. The transcript has a single exon. NCBI's taxonomy places the organism in Eukaryota, Fungi, Ascomycota, Dothideomycetes, Dothideales, Saccotheciaceae.
AUGAACGCCGACACUCUCUCCGUCUUCAUCGAAGCUAAUCGGUUUCCUCCAGCCGUCAACGCGCACCGCUACUCUAUCAUCAGGGCCGAAGCCGACGCUGUCGCUGAACGUAUGUCGACCAUCUUCAGAGACAACAUUCGUCGGGCAUCGCGUUCGUACGCCGCGCCCAAGACGAACACCAUCUGUGACGAUCGCAUCUACGAGCUGGAAGGUAAUGAGGACGACGUUUCCAGCAGCUCGUCUUUUGCACCGUCGAGCUCUGCUUCGCUUCCUGCCUUGUCAGAGAUGAGUGUCAUGUCUCCGUUCAACCCCUUUGAUGAGGCCAUCCCGUCGCCUCCGAGCCCUCUUCCAGAGCGGCUUAGACCUACCGUUGAUGCUGAUGCUCUACCUUCUCCUCUGCCGCCGGUCAGCAAGAGUUAUCUGCCCUUCAUCUCCAAGUCUGCUCCGUUUGAUCCCUACAAGGAGAAGUAUGUCCCUCACCCUACGGGACCUUAUGCUGCCAGAAGAUUCCAGGAAAGAAGCAGGAUGAGUGUGGCGCCUACUGAAAGACCAGUCACUCCGAAUUUCUCCGAUGAAAGCUCAUCUGAUGAGGCUACUGCUGAUACUGACACACCUCCUGAAUGUCCCAUCUCGCACAAGUGUCCAGAGGCUUUUGUGAAGAUGUGCAAUCCUCGUCGUAAGCCUCUGUCCCUGGGUGUUGAGCCUUUCACACCUAGCAAGUACCCUCCACCUGGUUCAUCUAGCUAUGACGCACCUCAACACAACCACAGCGCUGGUCCUCUGGUUAUCAGCAGUGCGUCUCAUUCGACAUCUCGCUCAAUCAUGCACACCACCCCCAUCCUCUCACCUGCUCCUAGGACGUCGACGCAGAAAUCUAAAGGCAAGUCUGCUCCAAAGCUCAACAAGCCUCUUCCACCUCUUCCAUCUCUAUCCUCCAAGCCUCGCAGCCAGCACUCUUCUCAGCGUGCAAAUGCACCUUUGAAUCACCGCGCUGGUUGGGAGCAAGAGGAGCGUAGAGUUACUCCUGUUAUUCGUUCAACAAGAACUCUUCAUCAACCUCUCAUCGCUAAAAAGAUCCCUACACCUGUUACUGCUGCUAAUAUUCUUCGUAGUGAUUUGAGAGGGGCCAAGAUGAAACUUGGAAAGAAGUGGCUUGCUCUUUCCUGA